Molecule: messenger RNA, 2391 nt
Organism: Acanthosepion pharaonis
Lineage: Eukaryota; Metazoa; Mollusca; Cephalopoda; Sepiida; Sepiidae
Source: the annotation of a GenBank genome assembly
AUGGUGAAGAAGGGUGCUCAUUUAAAAGCGAAGGCCGACUGGAAAUCUAUUGAAAUUGAUCCUAAUUUGUAUGCUGAUGAAAAAUUUCAGGGACUUGUAUGUAUCGAGGAGUUGCAGGACUAUGACAUCGUGGGAGGAAAGCUUAAAGUCUCUUCUACAUCAAAAAGAAAAUCUAAAGAUGAGGGUGACAACAGUUCUGUGCUUGAAGCUCCACCAAAAAAGAAAAAGAAAAAGGCAAAAAAGAAAUUUCAACAAACUCCUAAGACAGAACCUGAAAAAGUCAAAGAAAAUAAACAGAUUGUAGAUAAAAAGCCUUUGCCCGACAUGAGUGACUGGAAUGUUCUCUCUGUUCCUGAGCCUGUUUUACGUGCCCUUGCAGAACAACAUUUCUCCACACCAACCCCCAUCCAAAAGCAGUGCCUCCCUCCUGCCAUUUUGUACAAACAAGACAUUAUUGGAGCGGCGGCAACUGGAAGUGGGAAGACAUUGGCCUUUGGCAUUCCAAUUAUUCAUCACAUUCUACAGGAAAAGGAAGCCCAGAAAUUCUCAGAACACGAUGGUGGUACAAAAGAGGGUACUGAAAGAACGGAAGAAGGCUUUGAUGAUGAUCACAAUGAAGAAGUGACCGAAAAAGAAAUUCUUGAGGAUGAAAUCAGUGAAAGUGAAAUGCAAGCUGUGAUGCCUAAACAAGUCAAAAAGCCAACAACUGAUGGAUUGAAAGCUUUAAUAUUGGCCCCAACUCGUGAGUUAGCCAUUCAAGUCAAGAACCAUCUUUUGAAGGCUGCCCAGUUUACUGAUAUAAAGAUUGUUGCCAUUGUUGGUGGCAUGUCAGAACAGAAACAAGAAAGACUCUUGAAAAGAAAACCAGAAAUAAUUGUUGCAACUCCAGGACGAUUCUGGGAACUAUUUGAAAAUUCUAACCCACACAUUUCUACAGUCAGCCAUAUUAAGCAUCUGGUCAUAGAUGAAGCUGACCGCAUGAUAGAAAAAGGACAUUUUGAAGAACUUCACAAACUCUUUGAACAUUUGGAUGAGCAAAGUGCAGAAAUUAAAAAGAAAAGACAAACAUUUAUUUUUUCUGCCACUUUAACAUUAACACAUUCUGGCCCCAAAAGAAAGAUAAAACGCAAGUUUGAUAAGAACCUUCUCACAGUUGAAGGGAAACUGGAUAUGUUGGUUAGUAAAAUGGGAAUCAAGAAAAAUGCCAAGAAAAUUGACCUCACUGAGAAGACACGAACAGCCGAAAAUUUGUCAGAAGCUAAAAUUUAUUGCGAACAUGACCAAAAGGAUUUAUACUUGUACUAUUUCCUUAGUCGUUACCCUGGACGGACACUGGUGUUCUGUAAUAGUAAGGACUGUGUACGUCGUUUGGUCUCCAUUUUUACUUUAUUGCAAUGCCAGCCAUUGUCGCUUCAUGCUGACAUGCAUCAGAAGCAGCGUCUUAAAAACCUGGAAAGGUUCUCAGCUAAUCCAAAAGGUUUACUAUUAGCCACUGAUGUGGCUGCUCGAGGGUUGGACAUCCCUCAUGUUGAACAUGUCAUCCAUUUUCAAGUACCUCGUACAAUGGAGAAUUAUAUCCACAGAAGUGGCCGGACAGCUCGUGCAUCUCAGUCAGGUCUUGCUGUAUUGCUUGUUUGUGCUGAAGAGCAAAAAGACUAUAGGAAGAUUUUGUACAGCUUAGAAAGAACUGAAGAUAUGGUCUCAUUUCCAAUCGACUUGAAUUAUUUGCCAUGUCUAAAAGAACGUGUCCAGUUGGCAAAGCAACUCGACACAGAAAACCACAGAUUCCAGAAAAAGAAACGGCAUAACGACUGGUAUAAAAAGGCUGCAGAAGAUAUGGACAUUGAACUGGAUGAAGAUGAACUUUUGGAUCUUGGUGAUACAAAAGAACAGGCUAACCAUCACCAAAGGAUUUCUUCUAUGAGAGAAGAGCUGAAUGCAAUGUUGGGCUACAAGGUUUCAUCGAAGAAAUUCAUGACAAAGUACCCAACAAAAAUGGGCAAAUUACAGUUACCUGCCGAAGAGAAAGUGUCUCUUGGAGCACUCAAAGAUCUAAAAGAAGAGAAAUAUUUGAUGAAGAAAAAGGGUCAGAAGUCCAAGGUGCUGGAUCUUGUCAUGGUGAAGAAGAAGAAAAUACUUGAGAAGAAAAAGAAAAACGCAAUCUCCUUCCUUCCUUCUUUCUUUCAUAACACAAUCUCCUUCCAUCUUUUUUCUUUUGAAAUGCAGUCUCCUUUCUUCCUUCUUUCUUUUGUAACGCAAUCUCCUCCCUUUGGUAACACAAUCUUCUUCUUUCCUUCGUCACGCAAUUUCCUUCCUUUCUUAUUUCUUUUGCAAUACAAUCUCCUUCCUUCCAUCCUUCUUUUCUUUCGUAAAAAGCUCUUUCCUUCCUAA